Phycomyces blakesleeanus NRRL 1555(-) is the source of this 623-nucleotide messenger RNA. RefSeq lists its product as hypothetical. Gene Ontology annotation, cellular component: mitochondrion. The transcript has 4 exons. The record is from RefSeq and is a predicted model, not a curated record. The coding region runs from base 13 to 480 and encodes 155 amino acids. Lineage: Eukaryota; Fungi; Mucoromycota; Mucoromycetes; Mucorales; Phycomycetaceae. Gene Ontology annotation, molecular function: thiosulfate-cyanide sulfurtransferase activity.
AUUAAGCCUUUGAUGGCCGUAACGCGCGUACCUCUUGCACGUCAGACCAUCACUACCAUUGCACCACGCGUCAAUACAUUCUGGAUUCAAUCGGCCUCUCGUGCAUAUUCGACAUCAAACCUUGAAGGAAAUAAGAAUGGCUUUAUUGUAUUUGAAGAUAUUCAAAAGCUCAUAAAGGAGAAUGACAAGAACUGUCAUAUCAUUGACGUACGUGAACCCUCUGAAGUUAUUCAGGGCAGUAUUCCUACAUCAAAUAACGUUCCCUUGAGUCAAUUUGUGGACGCAUGGCAGAGUUCUGAUGAUUCAUUUGAAAAGAAGUUUGGGUUCAAGAAGCCUAGUGAAAAGGAAACAUUGGUAGUGUAUUGUAUGGCUGGUAUCCGUAGUGCAAGAGCUGCUGAUUAUUUGAGACAGAGUGGUUUUGAAGAUGUCCGUAAUUAUGCUGGUAGCUGGGCUGAUUAUGCCGAGAAGUCUCGGGCGUGAGAUGUGAUACGACUUUGAAGCAGUCUAGAUUGAUUGCAGCCAACUUCUCUCCUUGAUUGACAUCCCUGGAGAACUAAAAGAAAAAAAAGAAAAGUUUUUUUAGAAAAAUAAAUAAUUUAGUGUGAUCACACACUGACACACAC